Fusarium subglutinans is the source of this 375-nucleotide messenger RNA. RefSeq lists its product as uncharacterized. Bases 1 to 375 code for a protein of 124 amino acids. The record is from RefSeq and is a predicted model, not a curated record. Lineage: Eukaryota; Fungi; Ascomycota; Sordariomycetes; Hypocreales; Nectriaceae. The transcript has a single exon.
AUGCCUGAUCAGUCAAAGAAGGCCAGUCAGCCAAAGAAGGGGACUGGCAGUAAAGGUGAAGCCACUCGACCGGUGAACGGGAAACCAUCUGGGUCUGGUGGAAAUUCAUCUACAGAGACCACAUCAGGUGAAGGAGGCCGUGCUCAAGCAACACCAAGCCAAACAUCAUCGCCCACGGCAGGACAGCAUGGAUAUCACAGCCCCAAUGACGCGCCUCUCGUUUUCAUUGAAGUGGCUGGUCACAAGCCAAGACCUUGCCCGAAAGAAUUAUCCGACCAGAUAGAUGAACAUCUGCAGGAACUGGGAGACGAUAAUCAGCCCGACCACAAAGACGAAUCCAAGGGGAACGGCAAAGGCAAAAACGUCAAGAAAUGA